Messenger RNA from Gadus chalcogrammus (walleye pollock), 6887 nucleotides. Its product is annotated as dedicator of cytokinesis protein 3-like. Gene Ontology annotation, molecular function: small GTPase binding; guanyl-nucleotide exchange factor activity. NCBI's taxonomy places the organism in Eukaryota, Metazoa, Chordata, Actinopteri, Gadiformes, Gadidae. The record is from RefSeq and is a predicted model, not a curated record. The transcript has 56 exons. Gene Ontology annotation, biological process: small GTPase-mediated signal transduction. Gene Ontology annotation, cellular component: cytoplasm; plasma membrane. The coding region runs from base 49 to 6246 and encodes 2065 amino acids.
CGGAAAGCCGCACCGAGUGUGUUUUAACUCGGGUGGAUAUUCGGAAGCAUGUGGACCCCAACAGAGGAUGAGAAGAUCGGAGUUGUGAUCUGUGGCUUCCGCGGGUCGGGGUGUCACGGUUUGGCCCUUGAGGUGGGGGAGAGUGUCCACAUCCUGGAGAAGAGUGAAGGGUGGUACAGAGGAUUCUCCAUCAGGAGGCCAAACGUCAAGGGAGUUUUUCCAGCCAAUCAUGUUUAUCUGAAGAAGGCAGUUGUCACCAACAGAGGGCCCCAUGAGACGGUGACCCCCCUGGAAGACCCCAUCAUAACCGAGGUUACGUCCACGCUACAGGAGUGGGCGUUGCUAUGGAAACAGCUUUAUGUGAAACACAAGGUGGACCUGUUCUACAAGCUGCGUCAUGUGAUGUCAGAGGUGAUCGACCUGCGGCGACAGCUGCUGUCAGGUCACCUGACCCGCGACCAGAUGAGGGACGUCAAGAAACACAUCACUGUCCGCCUGGACUGGGGCAACGAACACCUGGGUCUGGACCUGGUUCCACGUAAGGACUUUGAGCUGGUGGAUGCAGACCAGAUCAGUGUGUCUGAUCUCUACAAGAUGCACCUCAGCAGCAGGAACAGUGUCCAGCAGAGCAGCACACAGGGGGACAGUUCCAGGCAGCGCCACCCUGAGCCCUGUAGAGUGCCUGUACAGCACCACCUGCUGGUCAACCUGAAGAGCUUCACCUACAACACCAUCGGAGAAGACACUGACCUGUUCUUUUCUCUGUAUGAUCUGCGAGAGGGAAACACCAUCAGUGAGAAGUUCAUGGUGAGGCUGAACAAGAAUGGAGCGCCCAAGAACCCUGAGAAAGUAGACCGCCUCUGUGCUCUCUUCACGGACCUGAGUAAUAAAGACAUGAAGAGAGAUCUCUACAUUGUCUGUCAGGUGAUCAGAACUGGUCGCAUGCUGCUCAACGACAGUAAGAAAGGCCCCCCUCACGUCCAGUACCGCCGGCCGUACGGCUGCGCUGUGCUGGCCAUGAGCGACGUUCUGCAGACCAUCUCCGAACUCAAGGAGGAGAAGGACUUUGUCCUCAAAGUGUACACCUGCAAUAACGAAAACGAGUGGUACCAGAUCCACGACAACAUCAUCCGCAAGUCCAGUACCAAGUACACCGCCCCAAGCACCAACUACGGUCUAGUGAUCUCCCUGCAGCUGUUGCGGGGGGACAUGGAGCAGCUCCGACGGGAGAACCCUCUGCUCUUCGGUCGGGGGGUCGCCCUCACCCGCAAGCUGGGCUUCCCCGACGUCAUCAUGCCUGGGGAUGUCCGCAACGACCUGUACCUGACCGUCGAGAGGGGAGACUUUGAGAGGGGAGGCAAGAGCGUCCAGAAGAACAUGGAGGUCACCGUGUACGUCGUCUAUGCGGACGGGGAACCGCUCCAGGACUGUAUCAGCCUGGGUUCAGGGGAGCCCAACACGGCAGAGCACCGCUGCUUCGUCCUCUACCACAACAACAGCCCCCGCUGGAACGAGGCCCUCAAACUGCCCAUCCCCAUCGACCGCUUCAGGGGGUCCCACCUGCGCUUCGAGUUCAGACACUGCUCCACCAAGGACAAAGGGGAGAAGAAGUUGUUUGGUUUCUCCUUCACUCCGCUGAUGAGAGAAGACGGGACGACGCUCUCUGAUGACAGCCAUGAGCUCUAUGUGUACAAGUGUGAGGAGAACACCAUGUUCUGUAACCAUGCUCUGUACCUGGGCCUGGCCUGCUGUAAGGAGGACUCCUCCUCCGUCUCCCCCUCCGGCCUCCCCUUCCAGCGCAGCUCCAAGGAGACCCUCUGGAUAUCCACCCAGCUGUCCUCCACCAAGCUCACCCAGAAUGUGGACCUGCUGGCUCUGUUGAAGUGGAAGGGUCACCCUGAGAGAGUUCUGGACAUCCUCGCUCGGCUACGUCACGUCAGCGGGGAGGAUGUUGUCAAGUUCCUGCAGGACAUACUAGACACUCUGUUCUCCAUCCUGGACGACAACACAGACAAAUACGGCCCGCUCGUCUUCCAGUCACUGGUGUUCAUCAUCAACCUCCUCCGGGAUAGUAAGUUCUACCACUUCAGACCCGUCAUGGACACCUACAUCCAGAAGCACUUCGCUGGAGCCCUGGCCUACAAAGAGCUGAUUCGCUGUCUGAAGUGGUAUAUGGACCGAUCAUCAGAGCUUAUCAGACAGGACCCCAUUCAGGAGACCAUGAGGGCUCUAGAGUAUAUCUUUAAGUUCAUCGUCCAGUCCCGGCUGCUGUAUUCGCGGGCCACCUGCGGCCAGGAGGAGGAGGAGUUCCACUGCAGCGUCCACCAGCUGUUCACCUCGCUGCGCUUCGUCCUCAGCCUGGACGCCCGGCACACAGACACACUGCUGUUCUCUCAGCCACCAGGCCCCCCUCUAGCCUCCUGCCAGAGCCCCGGGCCGGUGGCCUGCAGCGGCCCGGCCCCCGGCAGCUCCUCCGCUGCCCGGGCCUCUCCUCUGUCAGCGGCUCUCCUCAGCUCCUUCCCGGCUAUCUUCGAGGAGCUGCUGCAGGUGUUCUCGGUGCAGGAGGUGUGUGAGUUGGUGCGUGGGGCUCUGGGCUGCAUGCCCUCCACCCUGCACAUGGGACACUCCAUGGACGUGGUGAGGCUGCAGUCCAUCGCCCGCACUGUGGACAGCCCCCUCUUCGCCUACCCAGAGUCUCGCAGGAUUCUACUUCCUGUGGUAUUACAUCAUAUCCACCUUCACCUACGUCAGCAGAAGGAGCUUCUGAUCUGCUCUGGUAUCCUCAGCUCAAUCUUCUCCAUCAUCAAGACCAGCUCUCUGGAUUCAUCAGUACAGGAGGAGGUGGAGAUGAUGGUUGAAUCCCUAUUGGACGUAUUGCUCCAGACCCUGCUGUCAAUCAUGAGCAAGAGCCAAUCCCAGGAGGCGGUAAGGGGUCAUCGCUGUCCGCAGUGCACCGCUGAGAUCACUGGGGAGUAUGUGUCCUGCCUCCUGUCCCUACUUCGGCAGAUGAGUGAAACCCACUUCCAGCACCUGCUGGACAGCUUCCAGAGUAAGGAGGAACUCAAGGAGUUUGUGUUGAAGAUUCUCUGCGUGUUCAGGAAUUUGAUGAAGCUCAGCAUCUUCCCCCGUGAUUGGAACGUGAUGAGACUGCUAACUAGCAAUAUCAUAGUUUCAACGGCUAGGUUUCUUUCUCCUGCCAUUCACAAGAACUUCAACGAAGCCGACUUUGACUUUAAGGUGUGGAGCUCCUACUUCGGUCUAGCUGUGUUGUACAUCAACCAGCCAAGCUUACAGCUGGAGAGCCUGAGCCCUGCCAAGCGGAAGAAGGUGUUGGACAAACAUGGAGACAUGAGGAUCCCCAUGGCCUAUGAGCUGCUCACCAUGUGGCAGAACCUUGGGGAGAACAAGGUGCACUUCAUCCCGGGUAUGAUCGGGCCGUUCCUGGGGGUGACCCUUGUCCCCCAGGCGGAGGUCCGCAACAUCAUGAUCCCCCUGUUCCACGACAUGAUGGACUGGGAGCAGCGCACCAAGGGCCACUUCAAACAGGUGGAGGCAGAGUUGAUUGAUAAACUGGACAGUUUGGUUUCCGAGGGGAAAGGAGAUGAAAACUACAGAGAACUGUUCAGUCUACUAACCCAGCUGUUUGGGCCCUACCCCAGUUUACUGGAGAAGGUAGAGCAGGAGACAUGGAGAGAGAGCGGCAUCUCCUUCGUUACCUCGGUAACCAGACUGAUGGAGCGUCUGCUGGACUACAGGGAUUGCAUGAAGGGAGAUGAGACUGAGAACAAGAAGAUUGGCUGCACUGUGAACCUGCUGAACUUCUAUAAGUCUGAGAUCAACAAGGAGGAGAUGUACAUCCGCUACAUCCACAAGCUGUGUGACAUGUACCUGCAGGCAGACAACUACACCGAGGCAGCGUUCACCCUGCUGCUGUACUGGGAGCAGCUGUCCUGGGAGGAGGGUCCUCUAAGGGACUUCCUGCACUACCCUGCACAGACCCACUGGCACCGCAAGGAGGCGCUGUGUCGCAAGGUGCUGCACUACUUCAACAAGGCCAAGUGCUGGGAGUAUGGGAUUCCCCUGUGCAGAGAGCUGGCCUUCCAGUACGAGUCCUUAUACGACUACCAGAGUCUCAGCUGGAUCCGGAAGAUGGAGGCCGCCUACUAUGACAACAUCAUGGAGCAGCAGCGUCUGGAGCCGGAGUUCUUCAGGAUAGGGUUCUAUGGCCGCAAGUUCCCCUUCUUCCUUAGAAACAAAGAGUUUGUCUGUCGCGGCCAUGACUACGAGAGGCUAGAGGCCUUCCAGCAAAGGAUGCUGGGAGAGUUCCCACAAGCAAUCGCAAUGCAGCACCCCAACCAACCAGACGAGGCCAUUCUGCAAUGUGAUGCCCAGUAUCUCCAGAUCUACGCGGUCACGCCGGUGCCGGACAACCUCAGUGUGCUGCAGAUGGAAAGAGUACCCGACCGCAUCAAGAGCUUCUACCGGGUGAACAACGUGCGGCGGUUCCGCUACGACCGGCCAUUCCACAAGGGGCCCAAGGACAAGGACAAUGAGUUCAAGAGCCUCUGGAUAGAGAGGACUACGCUCAUCCUCACCCACCCCCUGCCUGGCAUCUCCCGCUGGUUUGAGGUUGAAAAGAGAGAGCUGGUGGAAGUGAGUCCCUUGCAGAACGCCCUGGAGGUGGUGGAGAGUAAGAACCAGGAGCUGAGGUCUCUGAUUGGUCAGUACCAGCUCCAGCAGCUCCAGAGCAACAUCAACCUACUCAGCAUGACCCUCAACGGGGUCAUCGACGCGGCGGUCAACGGCGGCAUCGCCAGAUACCAGGAGGCCUUCUUUGAUAAGGACUACAUCAGCAGCCAUCCUGAGGACACCGACAGGAUCACCCAACUCAAAGACCUGAUGCAGGACCAGGUUCACAUCCUGGGCCUCGGUCUUGCGGUGCACGAGAAAUUGGUGCACCCAGAAAUGCGUCCCCUGCAUAAGAAACUGAUAGAUCAGUUCCAGAUGAUGAGGAACAGUCUGUGUCUCGGGCUUCCGGGCUCGGAGCGGGUCGGCUCUGGGGUCAACGCUCGAGGCUUCCUGGCUACCCACAGCCCCAUGAGCCCGGAGGGGUUCAAACUCAUUCACCGACACUCCUCUCUCUCUCUCGUCUGUGUCUGUGGUAACUCCUCUCUCUCUCUCAGUGACACUGGGACUGUUGGUAACGUUGUGAUCCUGGCUGAGGGGCUGGUGCUAGAGCAUCCUGAUGACUUCUACCGCAUGCAGCCAAGCCCCUCGUCUUCCAGCCUAAGCUCCACCCACUCAGCCCCCUCUCAGAUGAUUCACUCCGCCCCUUCCACCAUCAGGGUGGGCUCCCCAUCUCUACCAGACCGGUUCAGACACAACAGAGAGCUGAUGAUGCUGCUGCCUCCGCACAGAGACCGGCCCUCCAGCGUGAUGAUCCCCAGCCACAGCGACCAUGCGCAGCCGUCCAACCUCCAGAGGGCGCUGUUUCACCAGGUGAUCGGCCCAUGCAAGCCCUGCAGCGAUCCCAACCUGUCAGUAGCAGAGAAAGUCCUGACCACGCCCAGCAGCUGGAGUCUGGACAGUGGGACCCGGGAGACUCUCCCCUUCCUCUCCGGGCACCUGGGCCUGGCCCCCCCCGUGCCCCCCCGCAACCUGCCUCCUGGGUCCCACCUGUCGAUGCACUUUGAUGCUUUCAGCCAGCAGCUCAGCGACCUCCCGCCAGCCCUCCCCGCGCGCUCCUUAAGAAAGUCUCCCCUACACCCUAUACCUGCCUCUCCCACCAGUCCCCAGUCCCUCCUGGAUGGCAGUAGCUCCACCCUGUCUGGCAGCGCCAGCUCUGGGGUCUCCUCCCUCAGCGACGGUAACCCAGGCCCCCCCACCUCCAGCUGUGACCAAGAGGAGGCCCACUACCAGCCCGGCCCUGGAGCCCUCAUCCUGGGCCCACCUCUACCCCAGCCCCAGGCUUCAAUCCUGGCCUCUGAUCACCACCAGCAGCACCACCACCACCACCACCCUCAUCAUCAUCAUCAUCUUCCCCAGCCCAACUACAGCCUCCACCUCCCCCCUCUGUACCAGCCCCACCAGCCCCCCGCCCUCCCCCCGAAGCCCCCCCUCAGGGAGGAGGACGAGGAGGACGAGGAGCUUCCCAGGCCCAUGCCCCGCCGCAUCUCCCAGCCCCUGAUGGCCGUGACCAAGGAGGAACAGGCCAAGGCGGCCUGGCAGGCCGUCAGCGAGGAGUAGGGAGCUCAGGGGUCUGAGCCAAUGAGGUCCCAGAUGUCCGGUUAAGCCACACCCUCACAGGCCCCGCCCUCUUGUAAGCCCUCCCCCUUUAAAUGACCAGCAGUUGGUUUAGAGGUUUUCUAUACGACCAGGGACGGUGCAACGUUACAUCAUUCAUUCACCACUCAACACCAUAGAAUGAAACGGUAGGAGUAAUUCACCAGAAUAAUACACUGAUAAUGGAUACCUGCAGUCUUCCAGAGGCGUGAAUAUGUUUAUUUACUGAAAUAUAUAUGUGGAUCCUAUCGUUUUGAAGGUGCUGCAAAGCACAAUGUUUCUGCUCGCCUCGAAUAGGACUACAUUCUAAAAGAUAGUUGGUGGAACAUAACACAUACAUGUGUUGGGUUUUAGGUGAAUUAAUCAUGAAUAAACAAACUUAAAACACGUGCAUCUCUUAUCACCAGGGCAACGCCAAAGACGUGAUUCCUGUAUGAAAGUUCAUUGAAUAAAUAAAUAUAUAUAUUUAUAAACCCAUUAAUUCAAACAUGUAUAUUAAAUGGAUCUAGUAUUUUAAACUACUUCUGGACAAAAGACCAAGUAAAUAAAUAUAGAACAAUAUUGUUUUUUUAAAUGACCACAGUAUUAUAAAAUAUAAAAAAUAU